CCUGCGCGCAUUAGAUCCAUCCAGUCAUUCUGGUGUUCGCACCGACCCGGAGAAACUGAGACUAUGUUAUUACUCUGAUGGGGACAGUCAGACAAGCCUUUUCUGAGAUAGAACCGACCAUCGAUAUACCGAUACACCGAGACACAAGGACCGCAUCACGGCAUCACUGUCUCCUGAAUGCUCUGUGAACAGAGCUGAUUUUGGAAGAAUUGUGAUCAAGGUAUUUUUUAUUAAUAGAAGGUGUGGUGUGUUUAACCCAUAAUGACCCAAAAUGACUCUGACGUGUGGUUCGAGGAGUCUUCAGGUUCAGGGAUGUCUUCACAUCUUUCCCUGCUGGACCAAUCAGAUCCCACGGCCAUGCCUGAGGCCUCUCCUCUCAACCUAUGGGGGGUGGCACUGUGCGUAUCGGGAACUCUCAUCGUGUCCGAAAAUGCCAUCGUAGUGGCUGCCAUCUUGGCCACGCCUUCUCUCCGCGCUCCUGUCUUCCUACUCCUCGCCAGUCUGGCAUUAGCCGACCUGCUGGCGGGCGUGGCCUUGAUCCUCCACUUCCUCUUCCUGUUUUGUGUGGAGCCCACUGAUUGGUUGGAGCUGAUGACGUCAGGGUUGCUGGCGACAUCCCUGACGGCCUCCCUCCUCAGCCUGAUGGGCGUGGCCCUGGAUCGUUACCUGUCUCUAAGCCAAGCCCUCACCUACGGCUCCCGCCACUCGCGCCGCUGUGCUGCUGGUCUUUUGGGACUCGUCUGGCUGGUGUCGUGUCUGAUCGGCUCGGGGCCGGUGCUGGGGUGGCACUGCCUCAAUGACAUCACAACCUGUUCCGUUGCGCGACCCCUGACCCGGACAUACCUGUCGUUGCUCUGCGGCGGCUUUCUUCUGGUCGUCAUGGUCACGCUGCAGCUGUACACCGGGAUCUGCCGUGUCGCAAGGAGGCACGCCCACGCCAUCGCCACGCAAAGGCACUUCCUGCCUGACGACCAAUCGUAUGCCAGCAAGCACGGGGGCCGGGGGAAGGGACUCUCUCGGCUGUUGUUAGUCCUCGGAGUGUUCGUCAGCUGCUGGACGCCCUUCGCCCUCUACGGUUUGCUGGGUGACGCAUCUAGCUCGCCCCUGUAUACCUACGCUACGCUAGUGCCGGCGGCGGGGAAUUCUCUGCUCAACCCUCUACUGUAUAGCCUGAGGAACAGAGACAUACGACUGGUGCUGCUGCACGCCUGCUGUCCUCACAGACACAACACACACAGGCCCGUUGAUGUGUAGGAGGGAGACACACACACGCACGCACGCACGCACGCACGCACGCACGCACACACACACACACACACACACACACACACACACACACACACACACACACACACACACACACACACACACACACAGCUACAUAGACUGCCCCAUAUAUGUGAAAAACCAA
Molecule: messenger RNA, 1411 nt
Organism: Salvelinus fontinalis (brook trout)
Lineage: Eukaryota; Metazoa; Chordata; Actinopteri; Salmoniformes; Salmonidae
Product: G-protein coupled receptor 3-like
Exons: 2
Coding region: 262-1254 (330 amino acids)
Biological process (GO): G protein-coupled receptor signaling pathway
Cellular component (GO): membrane
Molecular function (GO): G protein-coupled receptor activity
Source: RefSeq, a predicted model, not a curated record